Exaiptasia diaphana is the source of this 1050-nucleotide messenger RNA. RefSeq names its product TNF receptor-associated factor 3. The record is from RefSeq and is a predicted model, not a curated record. The transcript has 5 exons. Gene Ontology annotation, molecular function: zinc ion binding. The coding region runs from base 70 to 1026 and encodes 318 amino acids. Gene Ontology annotation, cellular component: plasma membrane signaling receptor complex. Gene Ontology annotation, biological process: tumor necrosis factor-mediated signaling pathway; positive regulation of JNK cascade; regulation of canonical NF-kappaB signal transduction. Lineage: Eukaryota; Metazoa; Cnidaria; Anthozoa; Actiniaria; Aiptasiidae.
AAGAAUGUAAAACAUUUUGAUCGAUUCGGUCGUCUUCAACGCUWAUAUCAAAUUUGCCAUAAAGAUACAAUGGGGAUAGAUUUAGAGAACUUUGAUUACAAUGUUCCCCAAGAGUUUCUUUGUCCAAGCUGUCGCAAAGUGUUUCAUUUUCCCUUAGUUACCGACUGUUGGCAUAUUUUGUGUACAAAAUGCUUCAACAAAAGACACAAAAAACGCCUCAAAUGCCCAGUUUGUGGUCAGACAAUGGGAAAUGGAGAUAAGAAAUUGGAUAAAUCUUGGCUACAACGUUAUGAAGGGUUAAAAAUGAACUGYACUAAAGGAUGUGAAAUGGCAAUCACUGUUGGUGGCCUGGACAACCACAUAAACAAUGAGUGCCCYCUUACCUUCACAAUUUGCACUAACAUGGGGUGCUCCAAGAAGGUCAGAAGRCGGGAUUUAUCCCAACACCUAAGUGUUUGUGAUUACAGGCUUCUAGAUUGUGAAAAUUGUGGUUUUCGAACCCAGUUUUUAAAUUUGAGGACUCAUCAGUUGGCAMGGAAAUGUGGAAUGAAGAGGAAUCUACAUACCAUUGUACAGAACAGACGAGAAAUGAAUGCUAUAGUCAAACAGCAUAAAAAAAGAGUAGAUCAAGAGACCUUUAAGAGAACACUGAAUGAAAGAGAGCUAGAAAAGACAAAAAUGUKGUCUGCAAUUUACCGAAAUAACCCAAACAGACCUGUGUCGCGCAGCCCCAGUCCAACAAGGAUGGAGGAAGAGAGAGCCUCSACAUCUCUCAGCAGACUAAGCAGUUAUUCAAMCAGGUUACAGUCUAGCAGAAGUGGUGCRUCUCCAGACACUGCAAUGUUAUGCAUGAACUGCAAGAAGCUGUUUGUUGACGAUGCUAACCACGACCAGGCCUGUCAUUGGCAUGUUGGGCCGAUCGUAGAUGUGUUUGGGGUAAGUUAUUUUUUUCUCUUUAUGAUAUUGAUUCAUGUUGUCUCUCUUAUAAUCAUCACCAGUGGGGAGCAAGGAUGGCCGAGCGAUUAAAACGCCGGUCUAUCACCGCUGUGA